AUGGAUGAGGAGCGGAGCGCACCCCCCAUCUCCCCAGAGACGCCUGAUGAUGGGGACCCUGCUCGACCAGCUCCGCAACCAGAUUCACACACAGCCUCCGACACAGAGAGGGCGAACAGCUGCCCAGAGCCCAAACCCUUUCAUAGUGAAGAUGUGGCCCACAUUUAUACUGAACCCCUCAUAUUGAGGUUAAACGGCACCCCAGAACGGUUGCUAGGCAAUGAUGGAGACAAUUGUAACAGCAGCCUCUCACACUCGGAGCUUACGACACCCAGCAAGAGUAUCACAUCUCAACCAGCAGCCAGAUCCACGCCCAUCCAGCACACACAGCCAUGUCGGACCCAGCCCAGCAGCCAUCUACGAAACGGGACCAGGCAGCACUCACACCCCCACUCCCCUCACACGCACUGUCCGCAUCACACGCACAAGCACGGCCCCCAGUCCAACGGGGUCAGGAGCCCUCAUGCGCAUCCUAAGCUGGGCUCGCUUCCAAAAGGCGGCUCCUCCACCUCCUCCUCCUCUUCAGCGGGACCCAAACACACCAAGAAAUUGCAGUCCAACCCGUCCAUCACCUCCCAGAGCAGCAAGAGGAGCAAGAGCAGCUCCAAGAGCAACAGCUCCCAGAUCCCCACAGAGGGACAGGAUGACUGCUGUGUUCAUUGCAUCCUGGCCUGCCUCUUCUGUGAGUUCCUAGCUCUGUGCAACAUCGUGCUGGACUGUGCCACCUGUGGCUCCUGUGCCGGGGACGAGUCGUGCUUCUGCUGUUGUUGCGCGUCAGAGGAGUGUGGCGACUGCGACCUGCCCUGUGACAUGGACUGUGGCAUCAUUGACGCCUGCUGUGAGUCUGCAGACUGCCUGGAGAUCUGUAUGGAGUGCUGCAGCCUUUGCUUCUCCUCCUGA
Molecule: messenger RNA, 900 nt
Organism: Limanda limanda (common dab)
Lineage: Eukaryota; Metazoa; Chordata; Actinopteri; Pleuronectiformes; Pleuronectidae
Gene: mdfi
Product: MyoD family inhibitor
Exons: 4
Coding region: 1-900 (299 amino acids)
Source: RefSeq, a predicted model, not a curated record